ACAACUGAGCAGCAGUUCAUUUACAGACUCCCAGCAAUUCUACAGGCUGAAGUGACGCUUUCAAUGAGCAAAGAUGUCCUACUCAUGAAAGUCUGCCAUGGCACAGCCGCAAAAGCCUUUGGCCGCUCUGUCAUAAAUAAAAAUCACCGCAGUCAAGUCGGGCAGCACCACGUCUGCGCUCCAGACGCACUGACGAGUUCUAGAAAAGCGCAGCUUUGAGGAAGUUUGACUUCGACAGCCUGCACAGCGGAGGCGCCUCAUCAUCCACAGCGAGGCACCUUCUUUGGGGGCAGCAGUCGCUGCCAGCUUGUCAGUUCAGUGGGCACCGGCACACGUCUCACAUGCCGAUCUUGUCAUUUAAAGCUGUUACAGCACAGUCUGCCUUUUAAACUGUGAGCUUCCUCCUCUCCUUCAGAAUUUUAACUUUCGUUUGGCUUUGCCUAAAUCGUCAACUGAAGUUUGAAAUACAAGGGUUUGGAGAAAAGAAAAAAAAGAAAUCUCAGCUUGCUGGGUAUGAAAUUAAAAGACCCGCCAUCAAGAAGAACUCCUCUGAAGACAUAAGAAGAAUGUUCACCACAGCGAUGGAUGAUCACCCCACCUACGGCACGACCCCUGAAAUGGAGUACUACGAUUAUGAAGACACUUCGGAAACUCCAGCCGCCUCUUUGGCGCUCUACUCUGUCACCUUCUUCCUAGGCACAGUUGGCAACGGCUUAGUCAUCUGGGUCAUCGGCUUCAGGAUGAGGAAGACGGCCAACACAGUUUGGUUUCUAAAUCUGGCCAUCGCCGACUUUGCCUUCUGCUGUACCCUGCCCUUCAGCAUCGUCUACACGGCCUUGGGGUACUCCUGGCCUUUUGGAAACGUGAUGUGCAAGAUGACUUCGGGAAUCUCGGUCAGCACGAUGUAUGGCAGCAUCUAUAUGCUUGCGGCCAUCAGCUUUGAUCGUUGUCUUAACGUCAUCGCCGCCGUCUGGGCCCGUAACCACUGGACUGUUUGGAAGGCUACCAUCACUUGCCUCAUCAUAUGGGUCUUGUCUGUGGUGCUGAGUAUUCCUUACUUUUAUUUCCGAGGUACAGAACAAUCCGAGAAUAUGACAAUUUGUUCUUACAACAUAACUUCCCAUCAGCACCGUGCUCUGACGGUUAGCAGAUUCAUGUUAGGCUUUCUCAUUCCCAUAAUCUUCAUCAUCUCCUGCUACAGCAUCAUUGCCUUUCGAUUCUGCACCUUUAAGCACAAGAGCUCCUAUAGACCAUUCCGGGUCAUUGUCGCUGUCAUCCUCGUGUUUAUCGUUUGCUGGACUCCUUUCCAUAUUUUCCAAAUGCUAGAGUUAAAACUCCAUCAGCACUCCAAUGAAUAUGACUUUGCUGAAAUUAAAUGGAUACAACGGGGAAUUUCAAUUUCCACCAACAUCGCCUUCUUCAACAGCUGUUUGAACCCCAUCCUCUAUGUCUGCAUGUGUAAGGACUUCCAGAAGAAGGCCAGGGAAUCCAUCCUUAAGAUCCUGGAGAGUGCGUUCAGGGACGAGCUGUCCCAGUCCUGGAUGAGCAGCCGGCGGUCCACCACACAGAGUGAAUGUGCGGGGCUGGAGCAGCGGAAGAACAGCACGGCCGUGACCGACCUCUUCCUCGUCAGCACCGUCUGAGACAGGAGGGUACAACACUCAAAGGGGGCCGCCAUCAUUGAACAUUACCAAUACGAUCACAUGAAAAGGCAGAUGGGCUCCUGUAGAGACAGCGAGGGUCUGCUGCAGGAUAACAACGGGCUUGACUUUCAGCAGGGAGCGCCAUAUCCUUGUGGGAAUGUCCCUGUAGUGUGGGUACUUAGUACUGAUGUGCUGCAUUGCACACUCAGGGUCACACGAUAUGCAAAUAGUAUCCUUGUGAUUUGUAUAUAGCGCCUUUCCUUAGGGCCACCACCACUUGAAAUUGCCUUACAGUCCGGCAGAAUGAUUUCCAAACCAUCCAUAUCCUUCACUCAUUGAGGGGCUGGCACCCCACUCCACGACGGCUGUUGACCCUGAAACUUUUGUGCUUUACAAUUCUCUUUAAUACUAUAUAGUGCCUUUCCAUAAGGACCACCCUUUACAGUUUGGUAGAAAGAUUUCAAUCCUUCAUCCACUGAGGGUGACAAUUGAUUCUGAAGCUUUCUGCCUUACAGUCCUAGUUUUUGUUAUAUAGUGCCUUUCCAUAGUGGCCUCCAUAAUUUGACAUCGUGGGUCCCGGCAGUAACUGGAGUUGAACCCGAGGUCCUUUUCCUUUAUAUUUUAUGGCGCUUUUUCAAACUGAAUGGCAUGCCAAGUGACUUUACUGGUCUUUACAAACUUUACAGACUUGCUGCUUUAUAUAGCGCCUUUCCAUAUUGAACAUCAGCCCAAGCUGCUUCAGUGGUCUUUGACAAAAGCCAAAGUCUGUAAGGGCAGGUGAAGUGACACGUGAACUGAACCUGCAACUUCGUCCUUUCCAGUCCUAUUUUAUUUUAUAUAGCGCCUUGCUAAGGAUUUGACCCCCCGACCCGGGGAACUCCCUGUGCUGUUCAGCUCCGCCAUGUUGCCAUGAGCCACACACUUAACUCGUUUCUUUAAGCCCUACGGUGUGUUUAUUUUUGCAUUUUAUUUUACAUUUUUUUGCCCUUAUACUUUUAAUGCUGCAUUUACAAAAGAUUACAUAAAUAAACGUUAAAAAUGAUGUAAAGACGCUGCAGAUAACUUGUGUCACAAGUCG
Molecule: messenger RNA, 2721 nt
Organism: Polypterus senegalus (gray bichir)
Lineage: Eukaryota; Metazoa; Chordata; Cladistia; Polypteriformes; Polypteridae
Product: C3a anaphylatoxin chemotactic receptor-like
Exons: 2
Coding region: 567-1643 (358 amino acids)
Biological process (GO): complement receptor mediated signaling pathway; positive regulation of cytosolic calcium ion concentration; inflammatory response
Cellular component (GO): plasma membrane
Molecular function (GO): G protein-coupled receptor activity; complement receptor activity
Source: RefSeq, a predicted model, not a curated record